Messenger RNA from Closterium sp. NIES-65, 2001 nucleotides. The record is from the annotation of a GenBank genome assembly. Lineage: Eukaryota; Viridiplantae; Streptophyta; Zygnematophyceae; Desmidiales; Closteriaceae.
AUGAGUAGGCUUGGUACGAGAUGGACGAGAGGGGCAGGUAAAAGAAGAACUCAGAUCACAGGGGUCACAGAGAUCACAGGGGUCACAGAGAUCACAGGGGUCACAGCGAUCACAGGGGUCACAGUGAUCACAGGGGUCACAGUGAUCACAGGGGUCACAGUGAUCACAGGGGUCACAGUGAUCACAGGGGUCACAGUGAUCACAGCGGUCACAGCGAUCACAGGGGUCACAGCGAUCACAGGGGUCACAGCGAUCACAGGGGUCACAGUGAUCACAGGGGUCACAGUGAUCACAGGGGUCACAGUGAUCACAGGGGUCACAGUGAUCACAGGGGUCACAGUGAUCACAGGGGUCACAGUGAUCACAGGGGUCACGGCGAUCACAGGGGUCACAGUGAUCACAGGGGUCACGGCGAUCACAGGGGUCACAGCGAUCACAGGGGUCACAGUGAUCACAGGGGUCACAGUGAUCACAGGGGUCACAGCGAUCACAGGGGUCACAGCGAUCACAGGGGUCACAGUGAUCACAGGGGUCACAGUGAUCACAGGGGUCACAGUGAUCACAGGGGUCACAGUGAUCACAGGGGUCACAGUGAUCACAGGGGUCACAGUGAUCACAGGGGUCACAGUGAUCACAGGGGUCACGGCGAUCACAGGGGUCACAGCGAUCACAGGGGUCACAGUGAUCACAGGGGUCACAGUGAUCACAGGGGUCACAGUGAUCACAGGGGUCACAGCGAUCACAGGGGUCACAGCGAUCACAGGGGUCACAGCGAUCACAGGGGUCACAGCAAUCACAGGGGUCACAGCGAUCACAGGGGUCACAGCGAUCACAGGGGUCACAGUGAUCACAGGGGUCACAGUGAUCACAGGGGUCACAGUGAUCACAGGGGUCACAGUGAUCACAGGGGUCACGGCGAUCACAGGGGUCACAGCGAUCACAGGGGUCACAGUGAUCACAGGGGUCACAGUGAUCACAGGGGUCACAGUGAUCACAGGGGUCACAGUGAUCACAGGGGUCACAGUGAUCACAGGGGUCACAGUGAUCACAGGGGUCACAGUGAUCACAGGGGUCACGGCGAUCACAGGGGUCACAGCGAUCACAGGGGUCACAGUGAUCACAGGGGUCACAGUGAUCACAGGGGUCACAGUGAUCACAGGGGUCACAGCGAUCACAGGGGUCACAGCGAUCACAGGGGUCACAGCGAUCACAGGGGUCACAGCAAUCACAGGGGUCACAGCGAUCACAGGGGUCACAGCGAUCACAGGGGUCACAGCGAUCACAGGGGUCACAGUGAUCACAGGGGUCACAGCGAUCACAGGGGUCACAGCGAUCACAGGGGUCACAGCGAUCACAGGGGUCACAGCGAUCACAGGGGUCACAGCGAUCACAGGGGUCACAGCGAUCACAGGGGUCACAGCGAUCACAGGGGUCACAGCGAUCACAGGGGUCACAGCGAUCACAGGGGUCACAGCGAUCACAGGGGUCACAGUGAUCACAGGGGUCACAGUGAUCACAGGGGUCACAGUGAUCACAGGGGUCACAGUGAUCACAGGGGUCACAGUGAUCACAGGGGUCACAGUGAUCACAGGGGUCACAGCGAUCACAGGGGUCACGGCGAUCACAGGGGUCACAGUGAUCACAGGGGUCACAGUGAUCACAGGGGUCACAGUGAUCACAGGGGUCACAGUGAUCACAGGGGUCACAGUGAUCACAGGGGUCACAGUGAUCACAGGGGUCACAGUGAUCACAGGGGUCACAGUGAUCACAGGGGUCACAGUGAUCACAGGGGUCACAGUGAUCACAGGGGUCACAGCGAUCACAGGGGUCACAGCGAUCACAGGGGUCACAGCGAUCACAGGGGUCACAGUGAUCACAGGGGUCACAGUGAUCACAGGGGUCACAGUGAUCACAGGGGUCACAGUGAUCACAGGGGUCACAGUGAUCACAGGGGUCACAGUGGUCACAGCGAUUGGGAUUCACGCUCACACAUACUUUUGA